AUGGCGAACACCGAGCGGCACACAGCACCGCGGCCCAGAGAUCUGCCCGCCUGGAACACAGCACGCACCGCAGCUCACUGCGAAUAUUACAGCGCCCCCUGCUGCACGGAGGUGUCAAUGAAAGAUGGUGAUCUGGAUGUGUUCCUGAGGGGAUUUGAAAAGGUUUGCCGGCAGUUCCAUCUACCUAAGGAACAGUGGGGACGAUAUCUAACCCCACGGCUGCGAGGGAAAGCUCUGGAUGGGUUUGCUUCGCUUCCCUCUGAGAGUGACCAGGACUAUGAGGCAAUAAAAUCUGCCCUGCUAAAAAGUUUUAAUCUGAAUCCAGAGGCUUAUCGGAAAAGAUUUAGGACUUUGCAACAAAGCGCCACAGAAAGCUGCACUCAACAUACAGGUCAGCUAAGGACUGCAUUCAGGCAAUGGACUGGGGGCCUACAAGUCACUACCUAUGAGGCCCUGGAGGACUUGAUGGUCCUGGAUCAGUUUCUCCAAACACGGAGCUUGGAAGCCAGAGAGUGGAUUUUGGACCGCAAGCCCAAGACAGCCAUGGAAGCAGCAGAACUAGGAGAUGACUUUGCCAACAACAGGGCGCCAGCAGCAAAGAGUGGAUCUGCACAAGCUGGAGCAAGUACCUGGAGGGGAGCCACACAACCACAAAGCACCACCAGGUCAGCCGGGAAAUUCUUGCCAUCAUCCCCAAAAGCAACAGGAGCCACAUUGGGUCAGGGGGACACCCGCCGAUGUUACAGAUGCAACAAUAUUGGGCACCUCAGUGCCAUUUGCCCCAACAAAAAGAAUUCUCCACCAGUAGCUGGAGGACACACAGCCGUUCUUCUGGUGUCCGGAGCGGUGGAGAAAGGAGUGGAUAACCUGCAGAGUGUAACUGUGGGUGACCGGGUGACAGUGGGUUUGCGGGAUUCUGGAGCCUCCUUUACCUUGGUGCUGCCUGAAGUGGUGGAUACAGAGGACAUCAUCCCUGGAAGAACCAUGGCUUUAAAAGGAAUUGGAGGUGUGCGGCCUGCUGUGCCCAUGGCCCGUGUGUACCUGGAUUGGGGUACAGGCAAAGGUUUGCGGGAGGUGGGGGUCUCUGAGGACAUCCCUGUUAAUGUUCUGCUGGGGAAUGAUUUGGGUCGGAUGCUCUGUCAAAUAGAUGAGUUACUUGAUCAGCUAGCAGGUUCCCAAUAUGUGACUAUCAUGGAUUUAAGCAGAGGGUACUGGCAGAUCCCUAUGACCCCAGAAGCCCAGGAGCAGUCAGCCUUUAUCACUCCCUUUGGGUUGUUUGAGUGCUGUGUCAUGCCUUUUGGGAUGAAAAAUGCCCCAGCCACUUUCCAACAACUGGUUGAUCAGCUGCUAGAGGGCCACAGGGAAUACGCCGUGGCAUACUUAGAUGAUAUUGCCAUAUUCAGUAACACCUGGGAGGAGCACCUGAGUCACCUGAGCAAGGUGGUAAAGCAAAUAGCUGAGGCAGGGCUUACCAUAAAACCCGUAAAGUGUCAAGUUGGCAUGACAGUGCAGUAUCUGGGGCAUACAGUAGGAGGAGGGUCCCUACGCCCUGAGCCCAGUAAGGUGGAGUCUAUUAUGGCCUGGCCAAUUCCUAAGACCAAAAAACAGGUCAUGUCCUUUUUGGGGACUGCAGGGUAUUAUCGUAGAUUUGUCCUUGAUUAUAGUAAGAUAGCAAAACCUCUCACAGACUUGACAAAAAAGAAGGUGUCCAAGCAAAUUACCUGGACUGAGGAUUGUGAUAAGUCCUUCAUUGCCCUCAAGACUGCACUGUCCAACUCUCUGGUCCUCCAGGCCCCAGAUUUCAGUAGGAGGUUUGUGGUAAAAACAGAUGCUUCCAAUUUUGGUCUGGGGGCUGUUCUUAGCCAAGUAAACUCCAAUGGAGAAGAACACCCCAUUCUCUACCUGAGUAGGAAGCUAUUGCCUAGGGAAGUGGCCUAUGCAAGGAAUGUCUAG
This is a messenger RNA of Hyla sarda, 1953 nucleotides long. RefSeq lists its product as uncharacterized. The record is from RefSeq and is a predicted model, not a curated record. The coding region runs from base 1 to 1953 and encodes 650 amino acids. NCBI's taxonomy places the organism in Eukaryota, Metazoa, Chordata, Amphibia, Anura, Hylidae. Gene Ontology annotation, molecular function: nucleic acid binding; zinc ion binding. The transcript has 3 exons.